AUGUCAGAGACGGUAUCGGAACCACCACCAGCAUAUUCUUCCCACAUCAUAUCCGACAUUGGAUCCCUGGCUCCAGUAAGGUUUAUCGGCUCAUUGAUAGACGACGAUGAUAGUGCUGAACAUGUAGAGCAUUUCAAGUAUAAACAAGAUUUAGAGCGGAAGUUAACCGUUACUUCUGUCAUUGGUCUAGGAUUCUCCGUCAUGGGAGUUCCAUUCGGGUUGAGUUCUACCUUAUGGAUAAGUUUAAUGGAUGGGGCAAAUGUUACAUUAUUAUACGGUUGGUUAAUCGUGGGGAUUUUCUCAAUAUGUGUAACAUUAAGUCUUUCUGAAAUCAUUUCAAAGUAUCCUACAGCUGGUGGUGUCUACCAUUUCAGUGCUUUAUUGAGCAAUGAAAAAUAUUCCCUGAUUAGUUCGUGGUUCACUGGAUGGUUUCUUUUGAUAGGAAACUGGACAUAUGCUAUAAGUAUCAUGUUUGCCGGAUCGCAAUUUAUCCUUUCCGUAUUUGGAUUAAAGGACCUAGUGUACAACGAGAACAGUUUCUUGGUGUUAAUGGUAUUUAUGAUAAUAUUGCUAUUCUCAGGAUUUAUUAACUUCUACUUUGCAAGAUAUUUGGAAAAGAUUAACCGAGCAUGCAUAUAUUGGACAAUUUACACGGUUCUUGCCAUUGACUUUCUUUUAAUAUUUUAUGCCAAACGAACAAACUCAAUCAAGAGUAUAUUGACUACAUUUGAUAACUCCCGAUCAGGAUGGCCUGAUGGAAUCGCAUUUAUGGUGGGGUUACAAUCUUCAUCGUUCACAUUAACGGGAUACGGAAUGCUAUUUUCAAUGACUGAUGAAGUCAAGAAUCCCGAACGUAAUAUGCCCAAGGGGGCAAUAAGCGCAGUGCUAAUGGCCACCAUCACUGGAUUCAUAUUCAUUAUCCCUAUCCUUACAAUUUUGCCAGAAUUAAAACUACUCCUUGAUGAGAAUCCAAACAUCAUGCCCAUUGAUUUAGUGUUCAAGCUUGCUACUGAAUCAUACCUUAUUUCCUUUUUAAUGGCCUGUCUUAUGAUUGGGACCGUGAUUUUCCAAUCCAUUGGGUCCUUAACAACCGCAUCAAGAAGCACUUAUGCAUUAGCUCGUGAUGGAGCUUUACCAAUGUCACAUUUGUUCACCACAGUUAAUUCGAUUGAAGCCUACACUAUCCCACGUAAUGCCCUUUUCUUAUCUAUGGCGGUGUGCGCUGUCAUCUCCUUGCUUUCAUUAGUGUCCCAAUCGGCAUUUAACGCAUUCAUGGGUGCCGCUGUUAUCUCAUUAACUAUCGCCAAUGGUAUUCCUAUUUUGUGUCUUAUGUUGAACAAAAGAAAGAAAAUUAAAGGUGCUGCAUUCAGAUUAAGAAGAUUAGGAUGGAUCAUUAAUGGAAUUGCAGUGGCUUGGGUGUGUCUUUGUCUGAUUAUUCUCUGUUUCCCACCUGUUAUCAAAAAUUUAACCUGGAGGAAAAUGAAUUAUGCAUUGUUAGUUAUGAUUUUAUUCACGGGUAUUUCCACAUUGGGAUUCAUUACUUGGGGGAAGAAAUCAUUCACUGGUCCUCUGAUUGACGAAGACUAUUUCGAAAUUAAUAAUAUGGAAAUGGCACGAAUUGAUACGUCAAAGUUUGUCAUUGCCGAUGAAGAAGACUUGGAGCAAGAUGUCAAGGAACACGAAGAAGAAGAUAUCGUAGAAAAUAAGCUCAAGGAGAUGCAGAAAAAAAGCAAGAUGAAGGGCAAUAAGAAAUAUCUUCCCUUGGAAGGAAAUUCUCGUGAAAGAGCUGAUAGUGAUUCCGAUACUAUUGAUGUACGAUUUCGAAAUAGUUUCCAGAACGAUAAUAAUAGUGACGAACAAACGUUAUUUGAUGAUGUGGAACAUAAACCCGAUGGUUCAUAA
Molecule: messenger RNA, 1902 nt
Organism: Spathaspora passalidarum NRRL Y-27907
Lineage: Eukaryota; Fungi; Ascomycota; Pichiomycetes; Serinales; Debaryomycetaceae
Gene: TPO5
Product: Tpo5p
Exons: 1
Coding region: 1-1902 (633 amino acids)
Biological process (GO): transmembrane transport
Cellular component (GO): membrane
Molecular function (GO): transmembrane transporter activity
Source: RefSeq, a predicted model, not a curated record